Sungouiella intermedia is the source of this 993-nucleotide messenger RNA. The record is from the annotation of a GenBank genome assembly. Lineage: Eukaryota; Fungi; Ascomycota; Pichiomycetes; Serinales; Metschnikowiaceae.
AUGGAUUUAUGGACCAAAUCUUCCACUCUCACUUCUGUAUUGGGGAGUGACAUCGCACGCAACCAGACGUCAUAUCUAGGUAUCCUCAACCACUUGCACGAGCUUUCAACUUCAGAUUUGAGCUCAAGCGUUGCUCGGCUUAGCUAUGUUGAAAAGUUGUGGGCUUCGUGGUAUUUGUAUAUUGACAAUGAUGUCCUUGCUACUGGCCUUCUUUUUUUUGCAGUUCAUGAAAUCACCUAUUUCGGUAGAUGUUUACCGUGGGCCAUAAUUGAUCAAAUCCCGUUCUUUAACAGAUGGAAGAUCCAACCAGAUAAGAUUCCAAGUACUCGAGAGCAAUGGGAGUGCUUCAAAUCAGUUUUGAAGUCUCACUUCCUCGUCGAGGCAUUGCCAAUUUGGCUCUUCCAUCCAUUAUGCUCUACUUUGAAGAUUUCAAUUGGUGUUCCCUUCCCUUCGUUGCAGGUCAUGGGAAUGCAAAUUGCUUUAUUCUUCUUUUUAGAGGACAUGUGGCACUAUUACUUCCAUAGAUUGUUUCACUGGGGGUGGUUCUACAAGAACAUCCACAAGCAACACCACAAGUAUGCGGCACCAUUUGGCUUUGCAGCCGAAUAUGCUCACCCAGCAGAAGUCAUGGCAUUGGGAGUAGGAACUGUGGGCUUCCCCGUACUUUACGCAUUUUUGGCAAAAACAUUCCCAACCUGGCAGCUUCCAGAAUUGCACUUGUUUGCCAUUUCUUGCUGGAUUGUGCUCAGAUUAUUACAGGCAGUUGAUUCCCAUUCGGGUUAUGAUUUCCCAUGGUCAUUACAUCACUUUGUUCCAUUCUGGGCUGGCGCCGCACAUCAUGAUUUGCAUCAUCACUAUUUUAUCGGAAAUUAUGCAAGCUCCUUCACUUGGUUUGACUACUUUUUGGAUACUGAGUCUGGGCCUACAGCUAAGAAGCAUAGAGAGCAUAGAAACAAAGUAAAGGCUGAGGCUGUUGCAAAGAAGAAUAAUUAG